AAAACAGGGCUGCUCAGCCUGAAGCAAUGGUGCACACAGGAGGGUCAAUAAGCUUCGGGCAACACAAAAAAGCUAUGGAGGCACAAGAGAAUCGUCCUGUUUCUUAUCGUGAAGUGUAUAACAAAGUUCACAAAAAAAAUGAUGGUGAAUUUGUCUCAACUAGGGCAAAGAAAUUUAUUGAAACAUAUGAAGAAUCAAUGACACAAAAAUAUGGAGAAGACACUUCUUCUCAUCCUGUAAUUGAUUCUGAUCUUUGGUUAAAAGCUGCAGGUGAAAACAAGAAGAAAAGAGUGCAUGGCAUGGGACAUAGCUUGGAUCUUGGAACUAGUAGCUCUACCCAAGCUUCAUCUCCAGAGGUUGCAGGUGCCUCUACAAAUCUUACGCCUAUGACAGAAGAACGGGUCACUGCAGUUAUAAAUAAUGCAUUGGCCUCUUUUUUGCAAACACAAUUACCAGAGAUGAUGAGGCAAAUAAUUCAAGUAGUUCAACCAUCAACAACACCAUCAGCCAACCAACAUAGGGAGGAUCAAGGACGAGAUGAUGAUUUUACUAGCUUAGGUUGAUUACUAUUUAGGAUGACUUGUUAUUUGGAUUUUCUUUUUGUAAGACAUUAAUUAGUUUAGGUUUCUUUAAGAUAGUAUGCAAAAGUUAGAUUUUGUAAGACAUUUAACAAUUUGGUUUUGUAAGAGAUAUUGUUACAUGUAACUUUUAUUUUAAAUCAUGUUGAAUUGAAAAAAAAUUAUGUAGUUGA
Cajanus cajan (pigeon pea) is the source of this 751-nucleotide messenger RNA. The record is from RefSeq and is a predicted model, not a curated record. NCBI's taxonomy places the organism in Eukaryota, Viridiplantae, Streptophyta, Magnoliopsida, Fabales, Fabaceae.